CAAACAGCUUCCAGUAUCAAACAAUCAAUACCUUCGAUUAGAGCAAGACGUUCAGAAGUUACAAGUAAAAAAUUGAAAAAAGCAAAAACAAGUGAAAAAGUUUAGAAAAAAUUCCAUUCAAAAUGUACAAACUAGUGAUUCUGUGUUCGGUGCUUGGUGCUCUCCUGCAGAUGGCAAACUCCCUAAAAUGUUACGAUUGUCGCGAUGAGUAUUCCUGCAAAAAUGCCUCCACCGUGGAAUGUAAUCACACCAAUGCCCUGCUGAAUAUCUACCAAAUUACAAAGUCGACAAAGUUUUCAUGCUAUGUUGGUGUUUAUACAUCAGGCGGCAAGGUAGUCUCCGAUGUCCGUGGUUGCAUUCUCACAAACGCCAUUACGUGUGAUACUCCUCCCUCAAAUCCCCACUGGGUGCAGAAGACCUGUAAUGUUUGUUCCGAGGAUUUGUGCAAUGAUCGCAAUUCGGUUGGAACAAUCUCUGCGAGUGCUGCAGUUAUGAUUGGUGUUUUGUUUGUGGCAAAAUUAUUUUUAUAUUAAAAGUUACUGUUUAACAUAAAACCAAAAAAUUGUAAAAUAUAUAAUAUACCCUACUAGAA
Messenger RNA from Musca domestica (house fly), 592 nucleotides. RefSeq lists its product as uncharacterized. Bases 123 to 533 code for a protein of 136 amino acids. The transcript has 3 exons. The record is from RefSeq and is a predicted model, not a curated record. Lineage: Eukaryota; Metazoa; Arthropoda; Insecta; Diptera; Muscidae.